AUGACGUUUGGCGCCAAAUCGUUUCGUCGGAAUUUCAUUCAUCGGAUUUUGACACCGCAAGCACUUCGGAAACAGAGUGAAGCUUACAGGGAAACUGAAGCAUUGGUGAAGAAAUUCAAAACGAAGGUAUCGUUGGACAUCACACGGUCUUUGGGCGAAGACCCGCCGGAAAAGAAUGACACCUCAAAAAGUGAAAUAAAAGCAUCAUUCCGCCAUUUUUGCGAGCAGACUACCUUUCAUGGCGUUAAUAUGAUUUAUAGUACAUCCCUAUUAUGGGUUCAAGCAAUUUGGGCGAUUGUCUGUCUAAUAUCUUUAGGAUUUCUGUGUUUCUCUUUCACACACGUUUACGAGAAAUAUGCAAGAAGGGAAAAAAUUGUGAACGUUGAGCUGGAGUUCGAAUCAGCGCCAUUUCCAGCAAUCACUGUUUGCAAUCUGAACCCAUUCAAGAAUCAUUUAGCAAGAAGUGUUCCCGAAAUUAGUGAAACUUUGGACGCGUUCCAUCAAGCCGUUGUCUACAGCAAUGACGCUCAAUACGAUGAUUUUGGGAGAGGGAAGCGAAGUUUGCAAUCUCAGUCGUUCAAGUUUUUACAAUACGAGCCGGUCUACUCAAAUUGUCAAUGUGUUGAAGGAAAACAGGAAUGCAUUGCUCAGACAAGUGUCCCUCGCUCGUUAGAAGAAGCUUGCAUAUGUAAUUACGAUAGACAAGAUGGAAGUGCAUGGCCGUGCUAUCGAGCUCAAACAUGGGAGGAAUCAAUUUGUCCCGAGUGCAACGACAUCGGGUUUUGCAAUGUCCCAAACACCACUGGAACUGAUCAAAUCCCAUGCUACUGUCAAUUGGAAAUGGGCUAUUGUGUGUUCAAACCAGAAAGCCGUUUGAGAAGAGUUUGGGAGUUUCAAGGAAAGCAGAUUCCUGAAAAGGGAAGUCCUCUACGAAAAGAGUACAUUGAACAAUUGAGCCAGUUGGGAUAUGGAAAUAUGACGGAUCAAGUUGCGAUUACAACCCAGGCUCGAGAAAAAAUGAUUUUGAAAAUGUCUGGAUUGCAUCCGCAACGUAGAGCUGCUCUUGGAUACGGAAAGUCGGAACUGAUUAAAAUGUGCUCAUUUAACGGACAACAGUGUGAUAUAGAAAAAGAAUUCAAAUUACACAUCGAUCCAUCAUUUGGUAAUUGCUACACGUUUAAUGCUGAUCCAAAGAAAACCCUUGUUAGUACAAGAGCUGGUCCUAGUUAUGGAUUGAGAUUAAUGCUUUUUGUUAAUGCCUCGGAUUAUCUGCCAACUACAGAAGCCGCUGGUGUCCGAAUUGCUAUACAUGGCCAACGGGAAUGCCCAUUUCCAGACACAUUUGGAUAUUCUGCGCCAAUUGGAGCAAUAUCAUCUUUUGGAAUUUCACUGAGAAAAGUCAAUCGUUUACCAAAACCUUACGGAAAUUGUUACGAAAAAGAUAUGCCGCCGUUCAAUAAUAUUUAUAGAGAUUACAAAUAUGAGCCCGAAGGAUGCUUCCGAUCCUGCUAUCAACGAAGAAUUAUUGCAAAAUGUGGAUGUGCUGAUCCUCGUUUUCCAAACCCUUGGGAAAGAAGUCCAUACUGCGAUAGUCGUGAUAAAAAGACACUGAAAUGCCUGGCUGCGGAAGGGGCAAAAUUGUCGAUUAAAAAGAACCAUUGCAAUUGCCCACACCCAUGCAAACAAGAUCAAUACACUACGACAUAUUCAGCUGCCAAAUGGCCUAGUGGAAGUAUUCAGUCGAAAUGUGAUGAUCAAGCCCGAGACUGUAACAAGUACUACAGAGAACACGCAGCAAUGAUUGAAAUCUACUAUGAACAAAUGAGCUACGAAAUUCUACGCGAGUAUGAAUCGUAUUCGAUAUUCAAUCUUAUUUCUGAUAUGGGUGGCCAGGCUGGGUUAUUCUUAGGUGCAAGCAUAAUGAGUUGUGUUGAAUUCGUGUUCUUCAUUUUGCGAUGUUUGGGGAUCGCAUGCAAGUCCACUAAAAAGAAGAAGGAAAAGCUGCUCAAAUUUGAAGAAGAAGUUGAUAAAGUCACAGUUGCAUAG
This is a messenger RNA of Caenorhabditis bovis, 2046 nucleotides long. Lineage: Eukaryota; Metazoa; Nematoda; Chromadorea; Rhabditida; Rhabditidae. The record is from the annotation of a GenBank genome assembly.